Dipodomys spectabilis (banner-tailed kangaroo rat) is the source of this 2593-nucleotide messenger RNA. It is a transcript of the gene Tlx1, whose product is annotated as T cell leukemia homeobox 1. Gene Ontology annotation, cellular component: nucleus. Gene Ontology annotation, molecular function: RNA polymerase II cis-regulatory region sequence-specific DNA binding; DNA-binding transcription factor activity, RNA polymerase II-specific. Bases 766 to 1758 code for a protein of 330 amino acids. The transcript has 3 exons. Lineage: Eukaryota; Metazoa; Chordata; Mammalia; Rodentia; Heteromyidae. The record is from RefSeq and is a predicted model, not a curated record. Gene Ontology annotation, biological process: regulation of transcription by RNA polymerase II; animal organ development.
CCUUCUAACAAGCUGGACUUGAAGUUGAAGUAAAUCGCCUAGUUGAGUGAUAGGUGUCUCCCAGCUGAGCCCUUGGGGAGAUUCUCCAGUUGGGCAGGACACCAGGUCCCCAGAGGCAUCCAGGGGUGGACUCCUUUGCCCCAGUUCAUUGUGAGGGGCAGCUCCUGCCAGACAGGAAGUGGGGAGUGUAGGGGGGUGGGGAGGACUGAAAGGGCCCUCUUUCCUCCUUCGGUCCAGCUCUGGGAAUGGCUGCUUCGAGUUCUUUUUCUUCUUUUAAGCCUUUCUUCUUCGUUCCAUCUUCUCUCUGCAGGAACUACUCCUAUCCUUGGUCUCUGUCCCUCUGUCUCUGGCUCGUGCAUCUGUCUGGGCUCCUAGCCUCCCUCCCUCUCCCCUCCCUUCCCCUCCCCCGCGCUGUCAUUCACCCCGCUCCUCUCUGUGCACAGCCAAUGGAGAGACCCGGCCGAAACGACGAGGCUCCCUCGCUCAGGGCUUUUUCGCCCGGUGAUUGAUGUCCCAGAGUCAACAGCAAACCAGCAGCAGGAGAGUGGAAAGAGAAGCCAGAGAGGGAAAGAAUACUGCACCCCUUCUCUUCCUCCCCUCCCCUCCCCCUACUUGAGCCCUUCUGCGCACUUCGCCUCCAAGUCUCAGCGUAGCCGGGAGCCGCUGUCGCCUCGGCGCCUCUGCUCGCUUACCCCCAGUAGUCCAUCGCGGACCGGCGCCGCCGCCCGGGCCCCCCCCGCGGGGGUCCGGGGCCCCCCAGCCAGCAUGGAGCACCUGGGUCCACACCACCUCCACCCCGGCCACGCGGAGCCCAUCAGCUUCGGCAUUGAUCAGAUCCUCAACAGCCCGGACCAAGGCGGCUGCAUGGGACCCGCCUCGCGCCUCCAGGACGGAGAAUACGGCCUUGGCUGUUUGGUCGGAGGCGCCUACACUUACGGUGGCGGAGGUUCGGCGGCCGGGGCUGGGGCCGGGAGCGCGGGAGCCUAUAGCGCUGGCGGCCCCGGCGGCCCGGCGGGCGGCGGCGGCGGCGCCUGCAGUAUGGGCCCACUGGCAGGCUCCUACAACGUGAACAUGGCCUUGGCGGGCGGCCCCGGUCCCGGUGGUGGCGGAGGCGGCGGGGGCGGAGGCGGCGGGGGUGCGCUGAGCGCGGCGGGGGUGAUCCGGGUGCCCGCGCACAGGCCGCUAGCGGGAGCGGUGGCCCACCCCCAGCCCUUAGCCACCGGCUUGCCCACUGUGCCCUCGGUACCUGCCGUGCCGGGCGUCAACAACCUUACCGGCCUCACCUUUCCCUGGAUGGAGAGUAACCGCAGAUACACAAAGGACAGGUUCACAGGUCACCCCUAUCAGAAUCGGACGCCCCCCAAGAAGAAGAAGCCACGCACGUCCUUCACACGCCUGCAGAUCUGUGAGCUGGAGAAGCGUUUCCACCGCCAGAAGUACUUGGCCUCCGCGGAGCGCGCUGCCCUGGCUAAAGCGCUCAAAAUGACCGACGCGCAGGUCAAGACGUGGUUCCAGAACCGGCGGACGAAGUGGAGGCGACAGACCGCGGAGGAGCGUGAGGCUGAGAGGCAGCAGGCGAAUCGCAUCCUUCUACAGCUACAGCAAGAGGCCUUCCAGAAGAGCCUGGCGCAGCCGCUGCCUGCGGACCCACUGUGCGUACACAACUCCUCACUCUUUGCCCUGCAGAAUCUGCAGCCAUGGUCUGAUGACUCCACCAAAAUCACCAGCGUUACAUCGGUGGCAUCUGCCUGCGAGUAAGCCGACCUGUGUCAUCCUGCAGGACCCCAGGCCUGGUGAGGGGCUACUGAGGCCUGGAAACCAGGCCUCUCCCCUCCUCUCCCAGCUGCCUUGAGCAGAGGCCUCAAGGGGGAUGGAAACAUUGUCGAUGCCCCCCAUGCUCUGCGGACAUUAUUCUGUUUUCCAUGGAAAAGGAGAAAGGCGCACUGGGGACCGGGGUACUUGGCCCCUUCCCAGAAGCCUAUGUGAUGCCACAUCCACCAGAACUGUUCAGAGUCCUCUCAGUUUCCUCGAUUUCAUUUUAUUUUGAUUUUAACAUGGGACCCAGAGAGAGACCAGGGAGGUGGGGGGGAGGGUAGAAGAGCUUCUGGGAUCCCCAGGGAUGCCAUCUAAACUUUUUCUGGGAAACUCCACUCUAUUCCUGCUCCUCAUUAUACACAUGGACACCGGUAAGACCACACAGAGGUAAUGGUUCUGUCCCUUCAGACCAUUCCCAGGGCUGUGCACAGGGACCCAGGGCAGAAUGGCACGCACCUCACCAUUAAACACAGGCCAAGGGUGACCCAGAUUCAUUCUGAACAGCAUGGCCUGCCCCCUACUCACAAAGGCCAAGGCCACACUGUGACACACCAUCCCACACAUAACAGCCUCACUUGGCCUGCUAGCUUCACACCAUGCAUCCCAGCCAUAUCCAGAUACACACAGCCAGGUUUCCACACAAACUCAACUCGUGUCUCCAAAUUCUGUUUGUAGGGAGAGUUUAAGUUAUGCACUUAUAAGGUGUUUUCUGUGUAACCAUUUUAUAAAGUGCUUGUGUAAUUUAUGUGGAAAAAAAAUAAAACUCUCCAGAUCUGGA